AUGGAGCAGGUGGGAGAGAAAAGGAAGAACCUAGACUCUUUUCACGGGGGUGAAAAGAGGCUCAAGCCUAAUGGAAAUUACCAAGGAGAUUCUGGAGAUAGGAGGGACAACAAGGGAAACUUUGGGAAGGGGAAUGGGGGACAGUCAUCCAACCAUAAAGGGAAUGGGACCAAAUUGAAGUUGGGACACCGUGAGUAUGAGUGUGUCAAGAAGGAAGCUGAUGUUAAGUCUAGGAAGGUGAAAGAGUCUAGUGCACCUAGUAAACCACCUCAGUUUAGUGGACCUACAACCAAGACUGGAACCAGUAGCGGUGCGGGAGGUGCCCCAAAGGGUCGUGUGUUCGUGAUGAAUAGUCGGCAGGCUGAGUCUGCUAAUGAUGUGGUAAUUGGUGUUUUCUUUAUAAGUUCUUUUCUUGUUAAAGUCUUGUUUGAUUCAGGGGCGUCGCAUUCUUUUAUUUCUAAGAAAGUAGUUGGGAGUCUCAGGUUAGAGAGUCCUGAGUCAGUUUCUCUAGAUGUGUCUAUUCUAUCUGGGGAAGUGAGGAGUUGUUCAAGAUUGUUUUUGAGUGUGCCUAUUUCCAUCUCUGAGGUAGAGUUUUUGGCUGAUUUGAUCGAGUUUGACUUGAAUGACUUUGAUGUGAUUCUGGGUAUGGAUUGGUUGGGAAAGUAUAAAGCAAAAAUUGAUUGUGCGGCUUAA
Molecule: messenger RNA, 693 nt
Organism: Chenopodium quinoa (quinoa)
Lineage: Eukaryota; Viridiplantae; Streptophyta; Magnoliopsida; Caryophyllales; Amaranthaceae
Exons: 2
Coding region: 1-693 (230 amino acids)
Source: RefSeq, a predicted model, not a curated record